CCUAAACUUUUUCGCGGUAACAGCUGUUGGCGAUGCAGUUAAGACCACGUGACUUCAGGUGCGCCAAAUCGAGUUAAAAAAUAUUUUUCACGCGAUAUUUGAAGAAAGCAGUUCUCCAAAAUGGUUUUGUGAGAAUGUUUUGAAAUAAAUGGCGUUUCCUCGUUCAAUUGUGAAGUUUUUCCUUAACGUUAAAAUUUUUUUACUUAAAUUGUAAGAAUUUUUUGAGUGUCUGCUAAAAUACAAACAAAACAUGAUUGGAAUAUUAUAUGCCGUAUUGAUGAUUUGGAUUUCAAAUUUACCCGUUAAUUCUUUACAAGACGUUGUUUUCUUACAAGCUACAUCUAGUGAGUUUUCUCCCAGUAAAGAAUUUAUUGCUGUCUUAAAUCAAUGCGAUAAAGAAACUGCCACAAAGUGGAAAAAUGAUUUUCAUGAUUGCUUUCUGGGAAAGAAAUAUGACGAUGGCGGUAGGAAUUUGGAACACAUUAUAGAUAGAAUCCUAAGUCACGCGGAAGCAUGCGUGGAAACUUCAGACAAAGAAUGUAAACCCGAUUUUGAAGAUUUCAAGAUGAUUUUCAGUGAAGUCUUGGAGCAAAUGAAGGAUUAUUCAAGCAUGUAUCUUGACGAAAUAUAUUCUGGAAGAGAGAAAAUAAAGGAUUUAACAUGUGUGGAAGACACAUUAUCCAUGAAUGGAUAUGAGAGAUGUUUCAGGGAUCUUCCAGCAGCCAUAAAUGAAAGUGAAUAUGAAAUUCAAAGUGCAGUGACGAAAGGAAUAAGAUGCACAAAUCGAGAAAACAUCGAAUGUAGUAAAGAAGCUAGGACCAGCCUAAAUAGGAUUGUUAGAACAUUAUUCGGAAUAGAGCAACCACCUGAAGAAGAUGAGAUGGAUGAAAAGCCAGAACCACCACCCCCUAAAAUGUGGUACGAUUAUGUUGCGGAACCAUUUGUGACAGCUUGGAUGGCAGUCAAAAACUUCUUUGUAAGAACAUUUGGAUAAUUUUACGGCUUCACAGUGUUAUUACACGGGAAAAUGACUCCAUUUUUUUAAUAAGUUUAAAGGCCUUUUUUUAAAAACUGUUCAAGAAAUUCGCAUCAUCAAGACCAAGUGUCAAUGGUUCUGCGAACAUUAGAUUAUUCUAAAAUUUUUCAUUUUAGAUAAUAUUCUUCUCAUUUUUUAAAGAUUUUUACAAUUUUUCAGUGAAUUAAAAUCAUGUGAUGUUCAAGCUUUAUAAAAAAUUGUACUUGUAGUGAUUUUGAAAUAAUUAAUAAAAUGUUAUGUUUCAUCGUUUUAA
Molecule: messenger RNA, 1289 nt
Organism: Parasteatoda tepidariorum (common house spider)
Lineage: Eukaryota; Metazoa; Arthropoda; Arachnida; Araneae; Theridiidae
Source: RefSeq, a predicted model, not a curated record